AUGUGCAAGCCCGUGUCCUUCAUCUCGAUGGUGGCUGUGAUUUUGCUGGCCAGCUCCACAGUGAAGUUGGCCCAAGGAACCCUCUGCAGUGAGAAGCUCAACGAGGUGCUGAGUAUGGUGUGCGAGGAGUACAAUCCCGUGAUUCCACACAAGCGCGCCAUGCCCGGUGCCGAUAACGAUCUGGACGCACUCAGUCCCCUGCAGUUCGUGCAGGAGUUUGAGGAGGAGGACAACUCGAUCUCGGAACCGCUGCGAAGCGCCCUCUAUCCUGGCAACUAUCUUGGGGGUGUCCUCAAUUCCCUGGCAGAAAUCCGAAGGCGCACUCGCCAGCGGCAAGGAAUCGUGGAGCGGUGCUGCAAGAAGUCCUGUGAUAUGAAGGCCCUGCGGGAGUACUGCUCCAUAGUCAGAAAUUAG
Messenger RNA from Drosophila teissieri, 414 nucleotides. It is a transcript of the gene Ilp2, whose product is annotated as probable insulin-like peptide 2. Lineage: Eukaryota; Metazoa; Arthropoda; Insecta; Diptera; Drosophilidae. Gene Ontology annotation, molecular function: hormone activity. Bases 1 to 414 code for a protein of 137 amino acids. The record is from RefSeq and is a predicted model, not a curated record. The transcript has 2 exons. Gene Ontology annotation, cellular component: extracellular region.